This is a messenger RNA of Pteropus alecto (black flying fox), 2124 nucleotides long. It is a transcript of the gene FARS2, whose product is annotated as phenylalanyl-tRNA synthetase 2, mitochondrial. Lineage: Eukaryota; Metazoa; Chordata; Mammalia; Chiroptera; Pteropodidae. Gene Ontology annotation, molecular function: phenylalanine-tRNA ligase activity; tRNA binding; ATP binding. The record is from RefSeq and is a predicted model, not a curated record. The coding region runs from base 61 to 1311 and encodes 416 amino acids. Gene Ontology annotation, biological process: phenylalanyl-tRNA aminoacylation. The transcript is spliced from 8 exons. Gene Ontology annotation, cellular component: cytoplasm; mitochondrion.
UCCUCAAGGUCCCAGGAGUUCUACCAAAGCCCUGUGGAAUCUGUGAAAGCAGCUUCUACAAUGGUUUGUUCAGCUCUCAGAAGAGUUGCCCGCAUGCGUGUCUACCUGGUUAGGAAGGCCAGCAGUGUCUCCAGAGGCCAUCAGCAUCAGGCCUUGGGCUCAAGGCCUGCUGUUUCAGAGUUUACUGUCAGAGGAGCUCCAGGUGGUUUGGUGGAGCUGCUUGGUAAAUCCUACCCUCUGGACGACUACAGCAACCUCUCCCGGAAAGUCCUCUCCAGGGUUGGCAGAAAUCUGCACAACAAGCAGCAUCAUCCUCUUUGGCUGAUCAAGGAGAGGGUGAAGGAGCACUUCUACAAGCAGUACGUGGGGCGCUUUGGGACUCCACUGUUCUCCGUCUACGAUGACCUUUCUCCGGUGGUCACGACCUGGCAGAACUUUGACAGCUUGCUCAUCCCAGCUGACCACCCCAGCCGGAAGAAGGGUGACAACUAUUACCUGAAUCGGACUCACAUGCUACGAGCGCACACCUCUGCGCAUCAGUGGGACCUGCUGCACGCUGGGCUGGAUGCCUUCCUGGUGGUGGGCGACGUUUACCGGCGUGACCAGAUUGACUCCCAGCACUACCCUGUUUUCCACCAGCUGGAGGCUGUCCGGCUCUUCUCCAAGCAUGAGUUAUUUGCUGGCAUAAAGGAUGGAGAAAGCCUGCAGCUCUUUGAACAGAGUUCUCGUUCUACCCAUAAACAAGAGACACAUACCAUGGAGGCCAUGAAGCUCGUAGAGUUUAACCUUAAGCAGACACUUACCAGGCUUGUGACACAUCUUUUUGGAGAUGGGCUGGACAUUAGAUGGGUAGAUUGCUACUUUCCUUUUACUCAUCCUUCCUUUGAGCUGGAGAUCAACUUCCAUGGAGAAUGGCUAGAAGUUCUUGGCUGUGGAGUGAUGGAACAACAACUGGUAAAUUCAGCUGGUGCUCAAGACAAGAUUGGUUGGGCCUUUGGCCUUGGAUUAGAAAGACUGGCCAUGAUCCUCUAUGACAUCCCAGACAUCCGCCUCUUCUGGAGUGAGGACGAGCGCUUCCUGAAGCAGUUCUGCUUGUCUGACAUCAACCAGAAGGUGAAAUUUCAGCCUCUUAGCAAAUAUCCUGCUGUGAUAAAUGAUAUUUCAUUCUGGUUGCCUUCUGAGAAUUACACAGAAAAUGAUUUCUAUGAUUUAGUCCGAACAAUUGGAGGAGACCUGGUGGAAAAAGUUGAUCUUAUAGACAAAUUUGAACACCCAAAGUUUCAACCAUGGUGGUGCCUUCUUCACUUCUAAAGACUUUCUUCUGUUUGCGGCAUGUCCAGCUUCCUCAGGAAGGAGGAUCUGAUUGGUCUAUAGAGUCACCACCAGGAUGCGGGCCUCUGUUGGACAGAGCUCAGAUCACUCAUUACUGCAUGACCAGCACCCGUUUUUGGUCCAUUCAUCAGAGGCCUGCUGCUAGGGUCUUGUAGGCUGAACACGGAGACUUAUACAAGGGCAGUGAGGGCAACAGGCAAUCUGAGCCUUCCCAUAGCAGUGCUCAAACUGUCAGGCAGCUUAUCUAGCCUGUCCACUACUAGAUAAAACAUACUUCUUAAGAGUUUUCUCUGAGAUGCGUGUGCAAUUAAGUUGAUUGUUGUAGUAGAAAGAGACCUGCUUUCUAACUCCAUCUUCUCUCUCAUUUGGACAAGUCAGUUAGCAUCUUUGAGCCACUGGUUCAUCAUCUUAAAAAAAAUGGUAUAAUAACCUUAAAAGUAGUAUUGUAAGUUUAAAAUGAGAUGAAGUUUUUAAAAGUACAUUCUAGUGUUUUACAGCAAGGUGAUUGGAUUUUUAAUUUUAACAUGUUUUUUUCAGCUUUCUAUUUGGCUGCGAGUGUGUUCCCAAUGCCUGUUACUGUACCUUUGUACCUUUGUCAUGGGAACUAUCAUUUAACUGGAAGCCAUGUUGGUUUCAGUGUAUUUGGAAUUUGCAUGUGAAAUGUUAUAAUGUUUAUACUCUACACUUAAAGAACUCCUGAAGAUUUGAGUUCAUCUGGGAUUCAUGUCAGACAUAUUCAGAAUAUUAUUGGAGAUUUUCAGGAAUGAGAAGUAAAUUCUUCUUGCUUACGUA